AUGGCCAAAACCGGAGACCUCAUAGCCCUCCUCAUCCUGAUCAUCCUUGUUGCCAUUCUCGCGGCCGUCGGAUUCGUGGCUUAUACGAUUGCACACGAUGUCGGGCACCACACCCGGCAGAAACUUGAGAGGAAGAAUGUUUCAUUCAGUCGUGAUGGGAUGAAAGUCGGCGUGAAGGAAGUGACACGGGAGCAACAGGAGGACGCGGCACAGAGUGUGAUAACGAAGAUAUGGAACAAUUCCAAUUGGCCAGCGUAUCAAUCUCCCUUGCUGGGAUGGGGACAGGGAAACAAGGCGCCAGCUGCGACGCCUGGGCCGGAGAAGAGAAACCCGUUUGCGCGCUCGUCAUCCUCGGCGCAGUCCGUCCCUACUCUCUCGCGAAAUGGCUCAAGUCAAAAUAACCUCUCCCGCACAACGUCUGCGCAGGCUCCGCUGUCGAGGACCAGCUCUUCCCAAAGCAGGCCAUAA
This is a messenger RNA of Cladophialophora bantiana CBS 173.52, 468 nucleotides long. RefSeq lists its product as uncharacterized. The record is from RefSeq and is a predicted model, not a curated record. The transcript is spliced from 3 exons. Bases 1 to 468 code for a protein of 155 amino acids. Lineage: Eukaryota; Fungi; Ascomycota; Eurotiomycetes; Chaetothyriales; Herpotrichiellaceae.